AGUCGUCACUCAGUAAGCGUUAGCAUUUCGCUCCUGCGCAAGGACUUUGUAGCUUUUUAUUAUUAAAGAUGACGGCCAGACACAAUUGAACUAUUGCAUAUCUGGAUUAUUUGUACGCGAAUCUAAAAUCGUUUUUUUCGGCAGCGGUCACGUUUGUAAUUGAUCGUUAAUGUACUUUUAGUUGAGGCUAAAGCUAAGCGGCUAGCUGUUAUCCUGUCAGAGAGAAGAGCAGAAAGUAGCACCAUGUGGUUCACGUUACAUUUCACUUACACUUUUCUUCACAAAUAAUGCUACCAACUCAAACGUUAUUUAACACAGGUUAUAAAACACUGUCCUGUCUGUACUCAGAUUAGCAUAACAGCAGAAUGAGGGCUUGUUUUGGUGUGAAAACACAGAUGUUGAUCAGCAGAGUCUUCAGUCAGACUGUCAGUCCAUCAGCUGCAGUGCGGUGGCGAGCAGCUCAGACCAGACUCUUCUGCAGCCCUCCUACAAGUGAGGAAAAGCCUCAGCCCUCCAUGCUGCGACACCUGACCUCCAAAAUUAAAGCCACAGGUCCAAUUACAGUGGCGGAGUACAUGAGAGAGGUGCUCACCAACCCAGUGACGGGUUAUUAUGUGAGGAACAACAUGCUGGGACCAGACGGGGAUUUCAUCACAUCACCUGAAAUCAGUCAGAUUUUUGGAGAGCUGCUCGGCGUGUGGAUCAUCAGUGAGUGGAUGGGAGCAGGUCAACCCAAACAUCUACAGCUUGUCGAGCUCGGACCUGGAAAAGGAUCGCUGGCGAGCGACAUCCUCAGAGUGUUCAGUCAGUUGCGCUCUGUGUUUAGCGGAGCCUCGGUGUCCCUCCACCUGGUCGAGGUGAGUCCGGCUCUAAGUUGUAUUCAGGCGCAGAAUUUGACCGGGAACCGCAGCCAGGAGUUAAAUGGAGAGGGAGAGCCGAUUUACCGCCGCGGGGAAACUGCUGCAGGGCUGCCAGUGUCCUGGUACCGCUGCUUAGAGGACGUCCCCACAGGAUUCAGCAUCUUUCUCGCUCAUGAGUUCUUUGACGCUCUGCCAAUCCACAAAUUUCAGAGGACACAGAAGGGCUGGAGGGAGGUGAUGGUGGACAUCGACCCAGAGAAGCCGGGCCAGCUGAGGUUCGUCGUGGCGCCGUCUCCCACUCUAGCCUCGUCUACGCUCGUAAAGGCAAAUGAAAAGCGGAGUCACGUGGAGGUGUGUGCGGAGGGCGGUGUCAUCGUCCAGCAGCUGGCACGGCGUAUCGAAGAGGACGGCGGUGCAGCGCUGAUCGCAGACUACGGCCACGACGGAACCAAGACGGACACGUUCAGAGGUUUUAAAGGCCACCAGCUCCACGACGUCCUGUCCUCCCCCGGCUCGGCCGACCUCACCGCUGAUGUGGACUUUAGCUACCUGCGGAGGAUGGCGGGAAGGGGCGUGGCCUGCCUGGGUCCCGUCACUCAGAGGACGUUCCUGAAAAACAUGGGCAUCGACUCCCGAAUGCAGGUUCUGCUGAAGAACUGCAGCGACGUGUCCACCAGGAAACAGCUGAUCGGCACCUACGACAUGCUGACCAACCCCGCCAAGAUGGGCGAGCGCUUCCACUUCUUCAGCCUGCUGCACCACAGCCGGCUGGCCAAACCCCAAAAGACAGUGGGGCUGAAGCUGGAGAAGAAGAGCCCGGCGCCGCUGCCUGUGGCCGGAUUCACAGAGCUCAGCUUCUCCUGAAGGUCUUUAACGCUCCGGAGACUUUCAUCAGCGGGUCAGAGGAGACUGGAAAUGAUGUGAACUUUUCCAGAGAGGUUUUGGAGCUCAGACAGACAUUACAGAAUAUUUCAGAAGAUCAUGUUCACAGGAGAAUUUACAGCCAGCAUUAGAAAGACUGAAGGAUGACAGAGUCCACGUCUAAUAUGGAGGAAUAAAAGAAACUUGCUGCACUGUACCACAUUUUUGUGUCCAACGUGAAGUGAACAAAAAGGACACUUUUUCUUUAAGUUAACUGUAAAGACAUGCUGACUGAAAAAUGUUAGGAUAAUAAAGAAUUUGUGUAUUUUUUUGCAUUUAUUGAUAAAAUGAUGAUGUGCAUGGCUUCCUAGUAAAGUUAAAAAAAAGCAUUUUUUUGUUUCCAAAUUCUGCCAAUUUGAAGGCAUGGUUCCUACAUGGCUAACUGACACCUAAAACUGAGACACCACUAAAGGUCAGAGGUCAUUCUGGCAGCAGGAGGAUCUUUUUCCCUCCGUGCCUCGCCGUCGCACGGCCGCCUGCCUCCGUCCACAUCUUGAAGCGGUUAGCUGAGCUCACAGUUGUGCGGCAGCCAUUCACAACCGGCUCCUCCGGUAGCAAUUAAAAGAUUCAGUUACACAUGUGGGGGGUCGCCGCUGCCAAAACAAGCAGCCGUCCCUCCAGAGGAGCGGCAGAGCGAGGCGAUCGUGUUCAGGAUUGGUAAUUAAAUGAUCGUUUCCAAACAUCCUGCUGCGGAUUGUUAUCAGCAUUUCCUCUCAUUCAGGAGGG
Plectropomus leopardus (leopard coralgrouper) is the source of this 2507-nucleotide messenger RNA. It is a transcript of the gene ndufaf7, whose product is annotated as NADH:ubiquinone oxidoreductase complex assembly factor 7. Gene Ontology annotation, biological process: mitochondrial respiratory chain complex I assembly. Gene Ontology annotation, cellular component: mitochondrion. Gene Ontology annotation, molecular function: protein-arginine omega-N symmetric methyltransferase activity. The record is from RefSeq and is a predicted model, not a curated record. Lineage: Eukaryota; Metazoa; Chordata; Actinopteri; Perciformes; Serranidae.